CAGUGCAGGGUCGUCUCGCGCACAUCCGCCCCGAGCGUCUCGGCGGUGGAGUCGCAACGCGAUGCAGGCCACACAGGCGGUCGUGGUCUCGCUGGGGCCGUUGGCACCUGCGCGAGCGGUCGGCCGCGGCCGCCGCCGCCGCCGGCGGCUCGGCCAAAAGCUGUGCGCGGGUGCCUCCGUCUUUGUGCUCGGCCAGCUGGUGCUGCACCGCUCGAUGACGGCCGAGGGCGACGCCUCCAGUCAGGCCGCCACAACCGACAGGCCAGACCACGACUCGGCCGCCCGUGUGACCCCGCCUGCCGGCGGUGAGGCGAGUGGCAGCACCGCCGACCUCGACGCGCUCUACCCUCCUGAGGACGGCGGCUGGGGCGACGGCGGUGGCGGCCCGUGGCUGGACGCGAUACGAGACGCUUGGACUGCCUCGCUCGGUGGCAGCGGCGGCGGCGGACGUGGCGGCGGAGGUAGCGGCGGUCGGACGUUGCCUCCGCUGCCGCGCCUGAUCCACCAGACGUGGAAGGACGCCUUCCCUCCGCGAGAGCUCUUCGCGCCGCGCUGGCGCGCCUCCCUGCAGCGGGUCAACCCCGGCUGGUCCUAUCGGCUAUGGGGACGCCGACAACCUCGAGCUCGUCCGCUCCCACUACCCCUCCUUCCUGCCACUGUACCAAGCAUACCCCUCGCCGAUCCAGCGGGCCGACGCGGCGCGCUACCUGCUCGCGCACAAGCAUGGAGGCGCCUCUGCCUGCACCUCGGCGUCUACUUCGACCUCGACUACGAGUGUUUCGCACCGCUCGAGCCGCUCGUCGCGGGCGCGUCGCUCGUCCUCUCCUACAAGGAGGGCUCCGACUUUGCCAAGGGCGCCUCCAACUCCGUCUUCGGCUCCGCCCCAUCGCACCCGCUCUGGGCGGUGGUGCUGGACGUGCUGCGCAACCGCUCGCGCACGCCGCUGUCGGGUCACACCGCCGUGCUCUUCUCGACAGGGCCGGCGGUGCUGCGCGAGGCGCUGCGCCGGCUGCUGCGGCUGCGGCCGGGCGAGCAGAUCUCGGCGCCGAUGCUGACGCGGCUGCGCGAGACGCUAGGCAUCGCCGUGCUUGACUCUGCGCUGCUCCACCCGGUGACGGCCGAGCGGAGGGACCUGUCCAAGGCGUCCGCCGAGGGUGA
Emiliania huxleyi CCMP1516 is the source of this 1158-nucleotide messenger RNA. RefSeq lists its product as hypothetical. The annotation marks the transcript as partial. The transcript is spliced from 8 exons. Lineage: Eukaryota; Haptophyta; Isochrysidales; Noelaerhabdaceae. Gene Ontology annotation, molecular function: mannosyltransferase activity. Gene Ontology annotation, biological process: mannosyl-inositol phosphorylceramide biosynthetic process. The record is from RefSeq and is a predicted model, not a curated record.